AUGGGACAAGAUAAUGCAAAUGCAGCCAACAACGUAAGUGAAUGGGCAGGAACAGUCUAUAUGUGUUCCCUUGUAGGUGCCUUCCUCAGUGACUCCUAUUGGGGGAGGUACAAGACUUGUGUUGUCUUCCAAGCCAUCCUUGUUCUUGGUCUGGGGCUAUUGUCGCUAACAUCCUCCAGGUUUUUACUGAAACCUAGUGGUUGUGGAGAUGAACACUUUACAUGUGGAUCUCAUUUGCCAUAUCAGAAAGCUUUGUUCUACACCUCAAUAUACCUAAUAGCCCUAGGAUAUGGAGGAUACCAACCCAACAUUGCCACGUUUGGUGCUGAUCAGUUCGAUGAAGCUGACCCAGAAGAAGGACACUCAAAGAAAGCAUUCUUCAGUUAUUUCUAUUUCGCUCUCAACAUUGGAUCUCUCUUCUCCGACACAGUAUUAGGUUAUUUUGAGAGUGAAGCUAUGUGGACUCUAGGAUUUUGGACCUCAACAGGAUCUGCUAGUCUUGCUUUGAUCUUGUUCCUUUGUGGUACUACGAGGUACAGAUACUUUAAACCAGGAGGAAAUCCGAUUCCUAGAUUUUGUCAAGUCAUUGUUGCAGCAACAAGAAAAUGGAAGGUCAAGGGUAUCUCUGGGGAUGACAACCUUUUUGAAGUUGAAGAAUAUUCUAAUCGAGGAAGAAAGAUAGUGCACACUGAAGGACUUAGGUAUGUUGACCUCGUCAUUUUAAUUAUUCAAGUUGAAGAAGUUAAAUGCAUACUAAGACUAAUCCCAAUUUGGCUAUGCACCAUGUUAUACUCCGUUGUUUAUACUCAAAUGUCAUCACUAUCUGUAGAACAAGGUGCAUCAAUGGACACUAGAAUUUCAUCUUUCAAAAUUCCUCCAGCAAGCGUGGCUAUAUUCAACAUCAUAAGCGCCUCUGCUUUCAUCUUCUUUUACGAGCGAGUUCUUCUUAACCCGCUCAUCGCCCAAAAGAUGAACAACAAAGGACUCACAGAGCUUCAAAGGAUGGGAAUCGGACUCAUC
Molecule: messenger RNA, 1020 nt
Organism: Prosopis cineraria
Lineage: Eukaryota; Viridiplantae; Streptophyta; Magnoliopsida; Fabales; Fabaceae
Product: protein NRT1/ PTR FAMILY 7.3-like
Exons: 3
Biological process (GO): transmembrane transport
Cellular component (GO): membrane
Molecular function (GO): transmembrane transporter activity
Source: RefSeq, a predicted model, not a curated record